Molecule: messenger RNA, 2586 nt
Organism: Besnoitia besnoiti
Lineage: Eukaryota; Apicomplexa; Conoidasida; Eucoccidiorida; Sarcocystidae
Exons: 3
Coding region: 1-2586 (861 amino acids)
Source: RefSeq, a predicted model, not a curated record
AUGGGGCUGCAUGCUGCUUUGACCCCCCGGCGGGCUUCUCUCACCCCGAAAAGGUACAACCCAGUACCUGCAUCGGGGUCUCAGGAGAUACAUCGCUGGGCCGAGACGGUUUCGGAGCACCAAAACUGGUGGAGCAAGCUUCCGGUCUCUCACUCUCCGUCACACCCCCCUCCGACAGUCCUUUUUUUGCGUCGACUUCCCUUGCUGCCGUGGACCGGUUGCCGUCGAGACGUGCGUGCUCUCUGCUGGUGGGGCGAGUUCACCGCGGCUCAAGCCUCACGGCGGACGCGCGUGACUCCUUUCCGAUGUUUUGGCUCGCUGGCGUCGACUUCGUCCGCAGUGGGUGUAGGCACACAGCCACGGCUGCAAGAACUCCCACCGACCUUGCCUCUCUACUACGUGGCGACGCUGGCGGACGCCAAAGUCGCGGUGGAGUGGAUUCUUUCUUGCCGCAGCGGCGCUUCCUCUGCUUCGCUGGCUCCUGUCCCGCUUCCUCCGCCAAACCUACAGCUUCUCACUACUCUCCCGCUGACGCACGUGAGCAGGCGACUUCUGCAGCGCUUCAGCGAGCCACGAGAUCAGCAUCCGCAGUCGUCUCCUUCCCUGCGGUUUGGAACCCCUGGUCGCGACUACGCGGACGUCUUGGGAGAGGCCUCCGACUCGUCCGCACACGCGCAGCCUUCCGAGGCCGCUCGCUGGCGGGUCCUACACGCCUCCAUAGGGAUCCACGUUCCUUUUCUUCGCCAAUCAAACACUACACAGUCUUCCCAAAACUCUCAUGCUUCCAUCGGCGCACUGGCCUCUUUUCCGGCUGUCUACGGCCCUCGUGACGACGCGUUUCGGCAGCUCUCACGCGCCAGCGACAGCCGAGAUGCCGACGGCGCGUCCGGUGACUGUGAGGCGAGUCAGCGCCUUCUCCAGAGAGGGGGGCGUACGGAGUUGCUGCCCUCGCUAUACGUGAGCACUCCCUCAGCUGUUUUUCUCUUCUCUUUCUCCCCGUCUCUCGCUGCGUCCUGCGCUGCUUCUGUAUCUCCCUCGCUGUCGCGUCCACUGAAAGCCCCCGGCGCGUCUGCUUCGUCUUCCGCUCAAACCCCGGCUUCCUUGCGGCACCACCGGCGGCUCGCCAGUUUCGUCUGUGCCACUCUCCUCGCGAACCCAGACCUGGUGAAGAUGUCGCACGGCGCGCAUCACCUCUUGUGUUCUGUUCAUUGGCAGUACGGCCUCUCUGCCGCGACGUGGGUGGAUAGCCAGAUAGGCCUGGCUGUGCUGCUGGAUCGCCUCAACCUGGAGAGCAAAUUCCUCUCGCUCUUCAAGGCACUCCGCCUUCGCUUUCCCCACGAGAUGGCCGCGUGGACUCAGCUGGCUGCCGCACAGUUCCGCGACCGAGGCCUUCGAAACUCAGCCAAAGACCGCCGCGAAGUGCCUGCAGCGCCCCUAGCGGACGAGGGUGCAUCCCAUGUCGCGCCCUCUCUUGACGCGAGCUCGCAGCCGCCUUCUCCGCUGCCGCAUGGCGCCUUUGCUUCUCACCCGCCAGAGGCUCUCUCGUCGUGGCCUCCGGUAGAGGUGGAGGCUGAGCUGGAGCUGCGCGGACUCACAGAUGCGCAGGCAAGGGAACGCAUUCUGAAUCUCGAAGGGGGCGGCCUCCACGAGGCUUUGCUCGCUGCACACACCCUGCCGUUUGGCGCAGAGGUCUGCGCGUUGCUGGGCGACGACGAAGGGACCUUGAUUCAGGCCGAAAGCGAGCGAAUUCUCUUCUCGUACGCUCGGCUGAACCCCCACCUCUCCACGCCGGCACGCGUCUCACCGUUUUUUUCGCGGUCUGCGGCGCGGGCUGCAGAGACGAAGGCCGCCGCGGAGGCGAGCGAGCUGACGGGGCGGGCUCGCCAACCCCCGCGGGGGUUCGACGGAGACGGCAGAAGCGAAGGCGCGCGCCUAGCGGAGGCCGAGGCGGAGGAGGAAGACUGCGACGAUGAGCAGGGCGUCCGCGUGUUCCCCGUUCCGCAGGGAACGAACGUGCAGGCUAUGCUCCUGCAGCGGGAGUCGGAUAUUCUGUUUUUCGGUCUGAACUUAGGGCCGCUCGCGGGAGUGGCCGUCGGAAAGAGCGUCUCUAGAUUCCCCGACCUGAAGCCGGGCGACGUCGUAGACUGCUGCGUUCUGGGGCGGAGCCCGUGUUGCCAGUAUCUCCUUUUGGACCGCCUCGGCGGCGCCAAUCUCGUUUUCGAUUUGAAAAGGAAACGUAUGCUUCCUCUGCCUUCGCUUGAAGACGCGACCUUCGCGCCUUCGCGCCGGGACUCGAGUGGAGUUGGAGCCUUCAGUUCUUUCCUUUUGAACGACGUUGCAACGGCGAUGCCACCGAGCGGUGGCGAUGAGCCGUAUAAGCUCACGUCCAACGCUUCGCUCGUGGAUAUGAAAGCGAGGUUCACUGUCGGGUUGGACGAGCGACUCGGGAAGCGAUUCGAAGACUCUGCUGGGCGACCGAAGCCGUACAUCGGCCAGAAGAUUUAUAAACUUGGCAAGCGCGGCGCCGUGAAGAUUCGAAAGAAGUUGCCUCGGAACAUGUACGACGACGACGGGCGCAAUAAGUGA